This is a messenger RNA of Aegilops tauschii subsp. strangulata, 2151 nucleotides long. The record is from RefSeq and is a predicted model, not a curated record. Lineage: Eukaryota; Viridiplantae; Streptophyta; Magnoliopsida; Poales; Poaceae.
AGAUUAGGUGGAACCUUUGAUUUGCUUGGUUUGGAUCUUUAUUGUCCAAGAUUGGGUGUUGUGAUGGAGGAUGUGUAGUCAUACCCGGUACUAUAUGAUUCUUGUUAGUGAAACCUAGAUUGUUUAUUUUUUUAGAUAUAUAUGAGAUGCCUAGUUUUGUAGAUAAUUAUGAGAUGUUGAGUUUUGUAGCUAUAUCUGAGAUGUUGAGUUUUUUUAUAUACAUAUUAGAUGUUGAGUUUAUUUGAAAUAUGAGAUGUUGAUUUACUUGAACACAUAUGACAUACGAGAUAUAUAUGAGAAUUUACAAUCAUUUAUUCAUUGUGUGAGAAGGAGAUGUUGAGAUUCUUGUAGAUGAAUACAUAUGAGAUGUUUAGAUGAACACAUAUGAAAUGUUGCGUGUAUACCGAUAUUUAAGAUGAACUCAUAUAUGUUUAUUAUUUGAAAUUUGUAAGGAUGGUUUGGCUUCUCGAUGAUGUCUACGACACGAAACACCGGGCCUACAUGAUGCGCGAGAAGGAGAUGAAGCUUGAACCUCUGAAGAUUCGGUAUCACGGGGUCUCUGGUCCUGCCAUGCCUUACGAUGAGCGGUACACACCGUACAUCAAGCAGGCAGGACUACUCCCGUGGAUUCAGUUGGUCAGCUGGUCCACGCCGAAUUUGAACGCUCCACUGGUGUCCGCUCUUGCUGAUCGGUGGAGUCCGGAGAUGCACAGUUUCCAUCUUCGGACUGGGGAGAUGACCGUGACGCUUGAGGAUGUCUCGUUGAUCACCGGUCUUGCUAUCGACGGGAGGCCUCUCUGUAUGAGCACCGAUUCUGAUGGGUGGCGCGAGCAGAUGAUUGCUCUUAUCGGUAUGGCUCCUACCGAGGCUGAGGCUGAGGUAGAGGAGGGAGAAGAGAAGAAGAAGAGGGAAAGUAAAGCAACCGGAGCUGCUUUCACGUGGAUUCAAAAUAACUUUGCGACGUGCCCCGCGGAUGCCACUGAUGAUGUGAUCCAGACACAUGCUCGUGUCUAUAUGUGGUACGUUGUCUCGAGGACUUUGUUUCCUGACUCCACGGGCAAGAACGCUCCAUGGAUGUGGCUGAAGGCGUUGACUGUCUUCGAUAGCAAAUGGAGCUGGGGUUCAGCGACUCUUGCGUACUUGUACCGACAAGUAGUUGGUUUGUUUUGUUAUCAACUCAUUUCUUCAUUACCAAUGCAACCUUGCUGUCAACUUAACAUUGUUUUUCUUUCAUAUGCAGCUGGACGAUGCGUGUUGCAGGAUCACAAAUAGUGCAGGCAUUGGUGGUAAUAUGCUUCUACUUUCUGUAUGAAGCUGGGAGCGUCUGCCUGUUGGACGCCCGAAGAGCGUCAGGUUUAAUCCUUGGUAUGAAGAUGAAGAUGACGAAUUACAGCGCCCCCCUUGGGCUUACAAGUGGGAUGUGGUUUCCGAGAUGACGAACGAUGUCAAUCUCAUGUACCAAAAGUACAUUGCCGAGUUGGACACGAUUACGCCUGAGCAGGUAACGAGGUCAUUACUUCAGUCAUUUCUCAUGCUUGCCUGAAAAAAAGUCACUAAUUUUGCAUUGUUGCCCUAUUUCAUAGGUGGUAUGGCAGCCAUAUGGCGCCGAUGACAGACUUGGGUACACCGAGGAGUUUUCCAUCAACCCGAUGUGCUUGCGGGAUAGGGAUCUCUAGCUUAUGCGGUGCCCACUGAUAUGCAACUGGGCGGUUGAGUUUCAUUUGCCACAUCGCGUGUUUCGUCAGUUUGGUCUGUUCCAGGCUCACCCGCUGGAAUGGGUGGAUACGGACAAAGCACUUCAUAGGUUGGACAGGAAAAGGCAACGGAAGAUAAAGGACCGGGACAAGCAUCAUGCUUCGUAUGUUACCCGCUUCCAUCUUUGUGUGGAGCAAGCUCGUAGCAGUGCACGCGCCCAGCUUCGUGAGCAUAACUCACUUGCUUUUGAUAACUACAUACGAUGGCUUCUUGAAAAUACUCGAGUUGAGAUAUGCCCGCAGGCAUAUAAUGAGGAUAUUCUUGAAGAACCCGUAAACUUUGAGGAGCUAUCAAAGGGGAAGUACAACAGAGAUGUCAGGGCAGGGCAAGGAGUCCCUGCUGUUCCGGUGAUUAACUAUGUGGUAAAGUGUGAAGGAAAUAUACCCUAGAGGCAAU